UCUGAUUAGCCACGUCAUGAAAACCUAGCAGAGUGGAGCAGUUCUGACGUAAAGACAGCAAGGGGUUGCGGUGUUUUGGGGGGAUAUUAGUUCAUUUCAUCAAAGAGAAGCUCUUGUUUUAGAGUUAUAACUUGGCAGUAAACGUAUGGAAAGAUGUCAGACAUCGCGGACUUUUUCAGAAGCAUCCCUUUCAUCACCCGAUCCUGGUUUGCUGCCUCGGUUGCUGUUCCCUUCAUUGGGAAACUAGGAUUGGUUGAUUUCAGGAACCUCUUGCUGUUUCCGGAGCUGGUCUUUAGCAGGUUUCAUCUCUGGAGGCCAGUGACAGCAGCCUUGUAUUACCCAAUAACCCCUAAUACUGGAUUCAUGUACCUGAUUAACCUCUAUUUCCUCUACCAGUACUCCACUCGGCUAGAGACGGGGCCGUUCAGUGACAGACCUGCAGAUUAUAUUUUCAUGCUCUUCUUCAACUGGAUCUGUAUUGUUAUAACCGGGCUGCUGAUGAACAUGCAGCUGCUGAUGAUCCCACUGAUCAUGUCAGUGCUCUACGUCUGGGCUCAGUUCAACAAAGACAUCGUUAUGUCCUUCUGGUUCGGAACAAGAUUCAAGGCACAUUAUCUACCUUGGGUCAUCCUGGGCUUUAACUUCAUCAUGGGAGGCUCGUUUGUGAAUGAACUAAUAGGGAACCUGGUGGGUCAUCUCUACUUCUUCCUCAUGUUCAAAUACCCCAUGGACUUGGGAGGACGCACCUUUCUCUCCACACCAGAGUUCUUGUAUCGGUACUUCCCUAACAGGAGAGGGGGGGUGUCUGGCUUUGGCGUCCCUCCCACCAGGAGACCAGCUGUCCAGGAGCAGGCGGGAGGAGGUGGGGGAGGACGUCACAACUGGGGCCAAGGCUUCCGUCUGGGGGGUGAAUGAGGGGAGACGAGAGCAGAGAGAGCUACCCCCCCCUUCAGACUCUGGCUAUAGGCUCAGUUCACCACGUAAAGCCAGCUCUGCUAUUACUACUACUACUACUACUGCGGAUGUGUCCAUGUGAAGCAGAUAGAAGAAAAUCUGAAUAAACUGAUUUUUUUAAUGUGAUGAUUUUUCCUCCCUCCCCUCCUCUUCUUCCUCUCUGUCCUCUUCUUUUCACCCUCCUUCCCAACCGCCCUCUCUCCACACCCUGCCAUCGGACUGUCAAGACAGGAGAUGUUGCAGCUGCACACCAGCACGCUGUUGAUUUUGAUUCUCGUGUUCCCGUCCUCUCUCUAUGAUGCCAUAUCAGAUUACAUUGUAAUUACCAACGCACUGGGAGUGUGCUCUCAGCCACCCCUCCACAGAACACGGGCAAAGCUAUUUAGAGAGCACUGUUUCCAGGUCUGAAUUUACAUGGGUGUAAAAUGUUUUUCAAGCCUCUGUGGCACAGACUUGGUCUUCCUCUGUCUUAAGAUCCAAUCGUAACCAAAAUAAGGUGAAGAUGGGAUUUUGCUUUUUUUUGUAAAUAUAACUUGUUUAUUGAAAGGC
Molecule: messenger RNA, 1503 nt
Organism: Chelmon rostratus (copperband butterflyfish)
Lineage: Eukaryota; Metazoa; Chordata; Actinopteri; Chaetodontiformes; Chaetodontidae
Gene: derl1
Product: derlin 1
Exons: 8
Coding region: 154-915 (253 amino acids)
Biological process (GO): endoplasmic reticulum unfolded protein response
Cellular component (GO): endoplasmic reticulum membrane; Hrd1p ubiquitin ligase ERAD-L complex
Molecular function (GO): misfolded protein binding; ubiquitin-specific protease binding
Source: RefSeq, a predicted model, not a curated record